Messenger RNA from Musca vetustissima, 1191 nucleotides. RefSeq names its product cytochrome P450 4g15-like. Bases 10 to 1191 code for a protein of 393 amino acids. Lineage: Eukaryota; Metazoa; Arthropoda; Insecta; Diptera; Muscidae. The record is from RefSeq and is a predicted model, not a curated record. The transcript is spliced from 2 exons. Gene Ontology annotation, molecular function: heme binding; oxidoreductase activity, acting on paired donors, with incorporation or reduction of molecular oxygen; iron ion binding.
GAAACUGCUAUGGGUGUGUCGAGAAAGACCCAGGAUAAAUCUGGUUAUGAAUAUGCACUGGCCGUUAUGAAAAUGUGUGACAUUCUUCACCUGCGACAUCGCAGCCUCUUUCUGCGCAGUGAAUUCCUAUUUUCCCUUACCAAAUAUUAUCGUGAACAAGGACGACUUUUGGAUAUCAUUCAUGGUCUGACAAAGAAAGUAAUUAAAUAUAAGAAGGAAGCCUUUAAGAGAGGUACUCGUGGCUCAUUGGCCAAAUAUGAAUGGACUGAAAAUGGUGAAUUGAUAACAGAAAGUUUAAAUGCAAAUGGCAAUAUUACCAGCCCUGAAGAUAAAAACGAAAAAGUUACCACCGUAGAAGGCCUUUCAUUUGGCCAGGCCGAAGGAUUGAAGGAUGACCUCGAUGUGGAUGAUAAUAAUGUGGGUGAAAAGAAACGUUUGGCAUUUUUGGAUUUACUUUUGGAAAGUGCCCAGAAUGGUGCCACAAUAACGGAUACUGAAAUUAAGGAACAAGUUGAUACCAUCAUGUUUGAGGGUCACGAUACAACGGCUGCGGGUUCAUCAUUUUUCCUCUCCUUAAUGGGUAUACAUCAGGGUAUACAGGAUCGUGUUAUUGAGGAGUUGGAUGAAAUUUUCCAAGGUUCCGAUAGAAAUUGUACCUUCCAAGAUACAUUGGAAAUGAAAUAUUUGGAAAGAUGUCUUAUGGAAACACUGAGAAUGUAUCCGCCAGUACCGUUAAUUGCCAGAGAAUUACAGGAAGAUUUGAAAUUGGCCUCCAAUGGUUAUGUUAUACCAAGAGGUGCCACCAUUACAGUGGCCACCAUUAAAUUACAUCGUAAUCCUUUGGUCUACAAGAAUCCGAAUAUCUUUGAUCCAGAUAACUUUUUGCCCGAACGUCAAGCCAAUCGUCAUUAUUAUGCCUUUGUACCAUUCUCAGCUGGACCAAGAAGUUGUGUGGGUCGCAAAUAUGCCAUGUUAAAAUUGAAAAUUUUACUUUCCACCAUCCUACGAAACUAUCGUGUCCAUUCCGAUUUAACUGAAGAAGAUUUCCGGUUGCAAGCUGAUAUCAUAUUGAAACGUGAAGAGGGAUUCCGUGUUCGUUUGGAACCACGCAAGCCUCAUGCCUUCAAAAAAUCCACCCAGACUAAUAGCACAACACAAGCAACAGCAGCAGCGACAUCAGCAGCUAUUUAG